Hirundo rustica (Barn swallow) is the source of this 2576-nucleotide messenger RNA. It is a transcript of the gene FAS, whose product is annotated as Fas cell surface death receptor. Gene Ontology annotation, biological process: motor neuron apoptotic process; regulation of stress-activated MAPK cascade; extrinsic apoptotic signaling pathway in absence of ligand. Gene Ontology annotation, cellular component: external side of plasma membrane; membrane raft; CD95 death-inducing signaling complex. Bases 1 to 1536 code for a protein of 511 amino acids. NCBI's taxonomy places the organism in Eukaryota, Metazoa, Chordata, Aves, Passeriformes, Hirundinidae. The transcript has 10 exons. The record is from RefSeq and is a predicted model, not a curated record. Gene Ontology annotation, molecular function: tumor necrosis factor receptor activity; protein binding.
AUGUCAAAACAUGAAAGCUCAAAACACCUAUCGCACCGUUGGCCAACAGCCACAUUCCCGGCUGUUGGCUCGGUGACCUCGGGGCCGUGCCUGGCAUCCACGAGCCGCCGAGCGGCUGUCCCCGACCAAGAACCCGCGACACCCGAGCGGAAGCUCCGUGCCCUCGCUCCGUGUCACACGGGGCUGUCCCGCCGGGGUCUGCGGCUCGCCCGGCGGCCGGAGCCCCUGCCCGGGGCCGGACCACCCCGGCAGCGCUGCCCGGCACCGCGGCCGUCCCCGGCCCGCCCGGGCCCCGCAGAGCUGCGCCGAGCCGGGGGCGGGCCGGGGCGGGCCGGGCCGUGUUUGCCAAUAUGGGGAGGAGCCCGCCGGGCCGGGCCGGGCGCGGGCAGCUCCGGCUGUUCUGCCGGAAGGUGCCGGGCGGCGCUGGGCAGCGGCGGCAUGGGGAAGGUGCGGGACAGCGGCGGUGUGGCCUGGGGGCUCCUUCCCCUGCUCCUCGUGACUGUCUUAAUUAUGGAAACACAGUGCAAAAAUUAUACUGAAGCUCUGAAAACGUACAAUAGGAGGAUCAUUUCCAGGAGGGAAGUUAACUGCAAUGAGGAUGAAUACAAGUUAGAUACUCAGUGUUGCAAGAAAUGUAAAAGUGGUUUUGUUAAAAAUGUCACCUGCCCAACAGAUAUUAUUAAACACUGUGUUCCAUGUGAGAAAGGAAAGGAAUUCAUGAAUCACCCCAACGACCUGGACAAGUGUUUGAGAUGCAAAUUGUGCGACAGCAAAUUUGGUUUUGAGGUUGUAAAGAACUGUACCCCAGAAGAAGACACAAAAUGUGCCUGUGCCAAGAACUAUUUCUGCGGUCCUCCAGGAUGUGACAGUUGCAUUCAAUGUACCAUAUGUGAAAGUGGUGUAAUUGAAAAGCAAUGUACUGCAGCUUCAGACACUCUAUGUGGAACAAAAGAACCAGAAACGCUGUGGUGGGUCAUUGCUUUGCCAGUUUUGGUAGUACUACUAGCAGUAGUAGUUGGAGCAAUAUUCUGGCGCAAGAGAAAACAGAAGGGUCUUACAAUCAGUGAGCACCAAGUUUACAAACCAGAGCCUUACGAGACUAUACCUCUCAUAGACCCAGAUGCUGACCUGAGCAGCUAUGUUCCUGGUAUUGUGGCAGAGAUGACGCUCGCAGAAGUCAAGAAAUUUGUUCGUCACCACCAUGUAUCAGAACCUACCAUAGACCAAAGCAUUCAGGAUUGUCCUGGUGAUACAUCUGAACAGAAGAUUAGGCUGUUUCGAGUCUGGUAUCAGAGCCAUGGGAUGAAGGGAGCCUAUGGAACCCUAAUAAGCAGCCUGAGAGAGUUAAAAAUGUGUGCUAUAGCUGAUAAAAUUGAGGAAAAACUGAGGGCAGCUAUUGCCAGCUCUCAGGCAGGGGAGCGAUCUUAUAAUCCUGACACUGAGCAAAGCAAAACUUGCACUCAGGAGGGCAGAAACUCUUACAGUGGUAGUGGUGGGCUAAGUAAAGCCUGUACUGGUACUUUGGAAGAGACCUAGCACAGGGUAAUUUGAAAAUUAUUUCCAAAUGAGUAUUUUUUUAAAUAACAGGGCUUUAAAAUAGUAUUUUCAUUUGGCAGCUCUGAUUGACCUCGAGUAAGUUAUUGUACGCAAAAGAAAUAAUUGCAUAUUUUUUAGCAAUAUCUUUCCUUUAAAAUAAGUUUUUAGCCUUUUUUAUGUGUUAAGGACUGGAAGAAGUUUUAUGACUUGUUUACUAAAAGGUGCAAUAUAAGACUCCAGGAUUCAUUACAAAGGAAAAAAGUUAUCAUUAUUUGAAGAAAAGGUAUGGUUUAAAUGCAUGGUCCUGCAUUAUUUAAUCAAUGUAAGGUUUUGCUUGCAUUAAAAAUGCAGGAUGUUCCUUUUUUCGAAGGGAAAGCUCUGGUGUUACGAGUCUAGAAAUUGUACCAGGUACAGUACUUGAAAAAAAUCCUGUUUACUGCCUUACACCUGAUUAAUUUGAAGUAUAGGUGUUGCUGUGUAGAUUCUACUCUGCUGCAAAUACGAUUUCCAUCUUUCAUAAAAGCACUUCUCUGUGUGUAUAUGGAGUUUUGUAUAUGUGUGCAAGCUUUCUAUGCAAAAAGCUCCUGGUUCCAGGUAAAAAAUAUUAUCUCUGUUGUUCUCAGCAAUGUUUGUAAGCCUCUUCUAAUGUUAGAACCCUUCAAAGAGAUAGGAGCCAAGGGGCUAUCAGCACAACAGAACCACCAUUUCUGGAAGGCAACCUUCACAGUGUAUGUGGGUUUUCUAAUGCAGAAACUGAUACAAUGAAAGCAUCUUUUUCAUUAAAAAAAAAAAUAAAUCUGCAUAAUACAUUACUUCUGUCUUUCUUAUCAUGAAUGGAGCUUAAAGCUGUCUUGGCAGAUGCUUGACUUCAACUUUUUCUUCUCUUGGCUUCUGGCUUUUUCUCCCCGAGUGAAGCAUCUGACCAGCAGAAAUGAAGGUAGUCCACCUCUCAGGCUUUCAGUGGAGCAGGGACUGGAGCAGGGCUCAAAAUGGAGCCACCAAACCUUAUAAAUUUCUGACAGUGAAAUAAAAUUAUAUUU